Molecule: messenger RNA, 8245 nt
Organism: Spea bombifrons (plains spadefoot toad)
Lineage: Eukaryota; Metazoa; Chordata; Amphibia; Anura; Pelobatidae
Gene: ZFYVE26
Product: zinc finger FYVE-type containing 26
Exons: 39
Coding region: 68-7504 (2478 amino acids)
Biological process (GO): double-strand break repair via homologous recombination; regulation of cytokinesis; mitotic cytokinesis
Cellular component (GO): midbody; lysosomal membrane; centrosome
Molecular function (GO): phosphatidylinositol-3-phosphate binding; metal ion binding
Source: RefSeq, a predicted model, not a curated record
CGCUAGCAGUUUCUUGAGGAGAAGACUGCCGGGGUUAUCGCCGUUGGAUUUUUGAUGCCUGGCGGGGAUGUCACACGCCGUGGGGUUAGAUGACGCGACCUCCUUACGGGGCCUUUAUGAAUUCUUUCGCCGGUGUCUACGGCGGGGACACUGGCAACUGGCUCUAGCUUGUUUACCCCAAUUGUGCCAAAGUCCUAAGGCCGCCGAAGCAGAGGAGAUUGUGCGGGCUCUAGUAACUGUUCCGUAUUUACUAAGCUAUGAUGAAAGGCACACUCCUGAAAAGCUCUCUUGGUUCUGGCUAUGUGGUUUGGAUAUGUGCUUUGAAUGGAAUAAGAAACAGGUUCCAGAGAUGCUGACAGAUCAAACAGAAUUUAUAUUGUAUUUAGAAGAAUUGAAAAACGAUGCAUCAGAACAAGCGCUUAAGGAAUUGUUUGAGGCCUUUUUACACAGUCAUCGUGGAUCAAAGGAAGACGGAAUUGAAAGACUUGAUCCAAAGUUCAGCUUUGAGACCAUUUCUUCUUUACAUGUCACUCUGUCUCAGAAUCCUAGACUUGUCCAAGCAAUCUUACAUUUUUUACUUGCUGGUGACACCCAUUCAGCCGCUGUGAAAUAUAACAAUUCCCUGCUGAGAAUUUCAGUGGACUUUAUUUUACAAACGUUAACAUCCCUUGAAGGUUUCACACAGGACGACUCUGAAGCAAAAAGAAAACUGAAGCAACAGAAAGCUGAGAAUAUAUAUAGCAUCUUAAACACAAUGCACUUUAGUGUGGAGCUACAGACAAGUGACUUAAAACAUUUGUGUGAGGAGCUCUUUAAAGCUUGUCAGAACAAGGCAAAUAAUUUAAAAGAAGAACAAGUACAAGGAUGCAUGCUUAGAAAAAGCAACUAUGGGCUGAUCAGUUUAUAUGGAAAUGUGGCCAGUGAAAAACUAAACGCUCAAAUAAUUGCACAGAAGACUCCAGAAAAAGGAGCCACAAAUGUGCUUUCACAUUCUGAGAGCGCAAUUCUUGCCUUAUUUGCUACCCCUGAGCAAUCAACCUCAUGGAAGAAUGCCUACUUCUAUUUUCAUUCCACCGAGAAGCACUUUCUGGAGCAGAUUCUGCUUACUGCCUUACAUUUGCUAAAGAAGGAAGAUUUCUCAAGUUUAACAAUGCUACUGAAGAAAGAAUUCCAACCGCUUCGACGUCUUCUUGUGCUUCUGGGAUGGACUCACUGUCAGAGUAUCGAAUCGGUUAACGCUCUUCUUUGUGCUCUGCACGAUUCUGAGGAUUCCUGCAAUGAUUUGAUAUUGAAGGAAUUUUGUGAUGGCCUCAUGUUUCAGGUUGAGGCUUUGAAGUGGUGCAUAGAACACAGCAGUCGCACUGUUUCUAAGGAAGUCAUUCUUUGUCACUUGAACGACAUAGAGAGCCAUUCAACGCUUCACAUUUUGCAUGAUCUCACAAACCUUGCCGAAUUAAAUGAGGGAGAUGUUCUAGAUCUUCUGCAGAGAGAACCAUCUGUGGGAAAAGGAGAAGUUUCCUUAAAUCCACUUCAGGGAUCGCAGCAUCGCAGCAUUGCUUUGUUCCAGGCAUUUUGUGCUAUGAAAUACGCUGUCUAUGCUCUCAGUAUAUACGCUCACAAGCGUGUUCCGUGCAAGGACUGCCAAGACAGCGUUAUGAAUUGUUCCGAAGCUGAUGUUGAGCCGCUUCGUUUGCCAGACAAGGAUUCUUUCUCACACCCAGGCAGUUCAGAUGUUUUUGCACAGUAUCUUACAAAGUGUCAGUAUUAUUUAGACAAACUGCCUCCCCCAUUGAGGCUUGAAAUCUUGGAGAACGUUUUCUCCCUGAUGUUUAUUUCAAUAAAUGACUUGACCUUAGGAUCUUCACAAUCUGUGGAUCGUGGUAUAGAGGUGGAUGAGGAUGAACUAGAGGUGAAAUAUGAUGGAUUUGCAGAAGAAGUCCCUCUGCCACAAGCGCUAACAACAAAAUGUAACAAUGGCACAUCUAACGUUGCUAAUGAUAUUUUUGAAGGAUCACCGUUGUUUUGUGAGAAUUAUUUAAACCUGACACACUUUACUAGCGGGUUGGCAGGGUUCGUGGUAGAUGACUUUGUCCUAGAAAAGUUCUUAACAAUCUUAAAGGAUAACCUGGAGGAACUUAAAGUCCUAUGUAAGCGGACUACAGAGGCAGGCAAUGAGGAGCCAAACCUGUUUGAAUGUACAAAGGACACUUUUAGCAGCAGAGUGCUUACGUUAUCAAAAUAUAUAUCUGAAGCCCAAUGGAGAUCUAAAUUGGUCAUGAGCAACUGGAAUACAGGCAGUUUUUCAAGUAAUUUCCCUGCCAUGAAUAGUGGCAGAAAUUAUACAGCAGAGGAUCAAAAACAAUGUUUUUUGAUUCCGAGGAUGCUCUCCCCACCUGAAUCUUUGCUUAUUUCAUGUAUAUUGAGAGGAAACUACAUUGAAGGUCAUCAAGUGGCACUGAUGUUUAACCUUCAGUCAUCAACAAGUCACAGUGAGUUGGUUUUCAUGGAAUGCUAUGAAGAGGUAGUACGGGAACUUUCUAGAGUGGAGCAAAAAAUUGAAAACCAGAUGUCGGAAUCAAAUGUUAGAAGGAUGUGUAAUAAUCGCUCUACUUUACAAGCCAUAGGAAAUGCAGCAGCAGCAGGCAUGGUGUUCUAUUCCAUUUCGGAUGUCAUGGACAAAUUGCUUUCCCCUACGGAUGGCCCAAUACCCACAUUACAAGAUGAUUUUUGGACGAAAAGUGCCAACUUAGAAAAGACUGAUCCUUGGAUGCAUGUGGUGGAAGAGCUGAAUCCAUCUGCAAUGACCGCGUUUGAUUUGGCCUGCACCCAGGCCCGUGUUUGGAAGACUUGCAAGCAACUCCUUGAGGCUGCAGAAAGGAGGCUUUAUAACAACUGUGAAAUAAAAGGCUCAAAACCUGAUUCUAUUAUGGAUCAUCCUGCUGGUAUCCAGGGUUUACCACGUUUCCUUCAACAAAUGAGUAAAAUAAUUACUUAUCCGUGUCCAUCUCAAGAGCAGAGUGAAUUAGAAGAUAAAAUAUGCAGCCAACUGAAGUGCAGUAUUACAGAAGUUUUACAUACUUGCUACACAGUGAUGACUAAUGAGUACAUUGUUCGUGAGAUUACUCUGUGCCAUGAGCUGGAACAAAUUACAAUUCGUCUAAAAGCUGCAAUAACUUCUCAUGAACCAAAAGGAAAUCUGCCACAAGCACUAAUAGAUCGGUUGUCUAUAAAAACUCAUGAUGUGCAGACGCAUCCUGUGUUCCAGGAGAUGUCCCUGCUCCUGAAGAACUUGGAGAAGAGUGAAACAUCUCUAUCUAAUCAAAGCCAUAAUUCAAAAUACAUAAAGAGCUUCUUUACACAUGUAAACACUUUGGCUAAAGUUGUUAUUCAAAGCUUAAACCCUGAGAUUGAUUUAACAGUGGAUUUGAAGGUGGGAAAUCCUUUUAUUUUUUUACAACAAAAUCCAUCUCAGUUGAUUUCACACUUGCUGUUUGAAAGGCAGGUUCUACCAGAAAGACUGUCGUCGCUGCUGGACAAUGAAAACCUUUUGUUGAACGUGGAGCAGGUUAUAGCGGACUGCUGUUGCGAGCCUUUGUUAUUCUGGAACACAAUGAAAAGUAUCCAGGCACGAUCCCUGCUAGAUAAUAUUACACAAACGGCUGUACGGUGUGUGGAAGCCUCUUUACCAGAUAUGCAAAUCCUGGUUCCAUGUGGUGGACUGAAUACGGGGACUAAUCAUUCUAUGAAACAAUCAUCUCCCAUGUCUGAUGCUAACCAGUACUUUCUUACAAUGACAACCCUGAACUUUUUAAAAUCGAAGUCAAAAUUGACAGCAGCAAUGGCCUGCUUUAGUGCGUCCAUACGUCAAAAGCCACCUAAAUCAAGUCUGUCGUGGAUGGAGUUACGAAGUAACAAGAAAGAGAAUCCAUUGGAGGCAGACCAAAUCGCAAAGGAGUGCGAUGUGCUGCUUUCCGAUUUUCCUGUUCUGCAAAGAUUAAUCUCUGUAAUGUCUGCACCUUUUUUAAGUGCCUUGCCGGAUGGUAGCGAACAUGUCAUGGCUAUCCGCGGCAAGUUACGGACAUCUUUAAUUUCUCUGGGUUUUCACUCUUCUACAGCAACUGAAAUAAUUGCCGACAUUUUUCAGAAGGCAGUUUCCGAGACGAAUUGGGAAAUGGUGUUCCAGAUUCUAGAUAGUUUUACUGGUGAAAUUGAAGGACUUGAAGCAAUCAAAGAUGGCCUGUUGUCUUGUGCCGCUGCUGAAGAAAAGGAUGGUUGGAGAUACCUUUUAGCUGUCAAUGAUCCUGUUCUCAGGAGCACCAUGGCCCUUCGCUUUCUUGACAAAUGGCCUCUGGAUGCCGCUGAAGAGAUCUUAGAUUAUUGUUUGUCUGAAAUGCAUAUUAAUAAUGAUUUGAAACGGGACCUGCAAAGUAAAACAAAGGAACUGGAAAUGUAUCAAAAGAUACUUGGGGUAAAAAAGGAUUUAAUGUGGUCAAGCUGGCAGGAUUUAAAAAAGGACUGUGUGGACAACCCCCAUAGGAUCAUUAGUAUCGUACUGGAAGCCAAGGACUAUGUAUUGUGUGAAGACUGGGCAUUGUUUUAUCCUAUUCCAACAGAGCUUUUAAUCAGUCUUCAUUGUGAGCAUCUCCUGCAUCUAUUGCAAAACAAAGACACAGAGAGAUCCCUACAGUUACUACAGAGGAUGAAGGUCCAAGAACUGCAGCUUGCCAUCACUGAACAAGCAUUACUUCAAAAUACCACCAUAUUUGCCUGCCAUUUCUUAUCUGACUACCUGCUGUCUCAUUUCCAAAAUGUACUUUCAGAAACCCGUCGGCAUGAGAUACAGUAUAUGUUCAUGGGUUCAAAGAUACUGCUGUUACUGCCAGAGUCUGCUCAUUCAGAUUAUCAACAUCUCAUCUCCAACCCUCUCCUCCUAGUAGAGCAACUGUUGAUGAAUAUGAAGAUUGGAUGGGCUUCUGUUGCGGUGCAAACUGUCCAGCAUCUUUUGGCUGAACUUGAUUGUAGUCUCUGCAUUGAAGAUAUAGACAUAUUAUUGUGUACAUAUGCAGGAAAAGCCUUGGAUAUUCCAUUUUCAUUCCGUGAAAGGAAAUCUGAUACUAGUCGAAUACCAGAGAGUAGCAGUCAUUCAGCAGAAUCAGAAACCAUUACAUCUCUCUCACCAACAGAUCAACCUACUUCCUCUGUGGCUGAUUGGUCUCGUUUUCAGACUCCGCCAGCUUCUCAGGAAAAAUGCUUGAGGAGGAACAAGUCUUCUCCAGAGUUUGUACCGCCCAAUAAGCCUCCAGCAAAAACUCAGUGGAUACCAGAUGAAACUGAAAUAAUUUGCAUGGUCUGUAAAAGUGAAAGGUUCACCAUGUUUAAUCGCCGACAUCAUUGCAGACGAUGUGGACGUCUUGUCUGUAGUUCCUGCUCCAUGAACAAAAUGGUGGUGGAAGGUUGUCGGGAAAACCCAGCACGGGUUUGUGAUCAGUGCCACAAUUAUUUCUGUGCAAGCAAAACACAAGAUGAAACAGAACAUACAGAAGCUAAGAAGACAAGUGUAAAUUUAGCUGAAGUGCUCAAAUUGUCAAAGGCAGCUGAGGUUCAGUGGUGGUUAACACUUAAUGAAGCUGAGAAUGAAGUGGAGAGAAAUGAAUUCUAUUAUGAGCAGGCUCCAAGUGCAUCAUUAUGCUCUGCCAUCCUCAACUUGCAUUCUAAAUGUGAUGAAUGUGGGUACCAGUUGAUAGAGCGCUGUUGCAUGUUAUCCAAGGCUCUGACUAACCCAGAGAUGGACAGUAGGCUUCUUCUGGACAUCAUGAAAAGUUUAUUGUUUAGUGCCAAGAUGAUAUUUGUGAAAGCAGCAAGGAGUCAUGACCUUGCACUCUGUGACAGCUACAGCAGCAAAGUUGAUUUGCUGAAGAUUUUAGUUGCUGCUUCAUACCAAGACAUACCCUCUCUAGAUGAGAUAAUACGACCAGCAGCUGUAAUUAGAUUAAGGAAUCGUCUCUUAGAAGCGGAGUACUACAAUUUAGCAAUUGAGGUGUCUACCAAAACAGGACUUGAUCCUGCUGGAGUUUGGCAUGCAUGGGGCAUGGCUUGCCUGAAAUCCGAUAAUUUGGCUGGUGCGAGGGAAAAAUUCAGCAGGUGUAUGAAACCACCUUUGGAUCCAAAUCAAAAGAGUACGGGAUCAAAGCUGUUGGAAGAUGUAGUUCAGUAUUUGGAGUCUGUAGCUAAACCAAUUCUUCUGGUGAAAGAUGAUGAUUAUUUUGCUACACUGAAAGAACUUGAAGUCACCCUGAAAGCUCGUUGCAUAUGGUAUGAAAUGAUGCCGGAAGGAAAGGUUCAAAAUAAUACCUAUUAUCAGGAGUGCUUGCACUACUUACAUACCUAUGGCACACACCUUGAGAUCAUACAGUUCUACAUACGCCAUGAGCUCAUGCGUGAAGCUUUGCUGCAUUUAUUAAAUAAGGAGUGUCCUGGUGAUAUUUUCAUUGAAGGGAUUUUUGUACCAAGCUAUGAAAGUGGCAAGUUACAUACACUGGAAAACAUGUUGGAAUCAAUAGAUCCCAGUCUACACAGUUGGAGCUCCUACCUCAUCGAUGUGUGUAAAUACCUCCAGCAGAAGAACUUUUAUAAUAUACUUUAUGAAAUUCAGCAGUUUAUGAAGGACCAUGUGCGUGCUGCCAUGACCUGCAUACGGUUUUUCUCUCACAAAGCUAAAAACUAUGGAGACCUUGGUAAUAAUCAAAAAUGGCUUAUUAAGUCAAAGGAUCAUCUCAAAAUUUACCUACAAGAACUGUCACGAAGCGGCAGGAAAAAAUCUUUCGACACUUUUAGGAAAAAAAUGUCCCCAUCCGAUAUUUCCAGACACAUCAACACAGUAGAGCUACAGAUGGAGAUCACAAAAUUUCUGCAGAGAUGCCAGAGUUUGGCAACUACCCAAGUUUCUAACAAGCCACCUCCAACACUUUUUGGUCGCAGCUCUAUGAUGAUAGAUGUAGCCUGUAUGGUCAUUGUAGCAGGUAAAAAUGUUGAAGAAGGCUUUGGAAUAGCAUUUAGAGUAAUUCAGGAUUUCCAACUGGAUGCUGCAAAGGUUUACAGCAAAGUAUGUAAUCAGCUGGUACAGAGAGAGCAUUAUUCCGAGAUCCUGCAGCUUGUUAAAUGUGUGAGCGAAUCUGGUGUUGCUACAGAGAAUGACUGUGAUCAGAUUUUGCUGCAGUGCAUAGAAGGAAUGGUGGACAUGCCCUCAGAUGAACGGGAAAAGCUGAUUCAAGGAAUGAGAAGUGAUGAAAAUAAGAUUAAGGCUUUCCUAGCCUGCCACAUGCUUCGUUCUGCCUAUCUGACCGCUGUAAAACAAGAACCCGGGAGAGCCAUCCAGCUAGUACAGAUGGUGUGGCAGGCUGCUUCUGAUUUCAAAGAUCCAGUUGUCCAGGGUAUCUGCUCCAAGUGGCUUGCAGAGCAUCCUCAACUUCAAAAGGAAGUACACAAGCAAAGCACCAGAAAAUAAAUGACAUACUUCAUUUGAUCACCCUACCACUUCACCUGUGUAAUAUCAAAACGGUAAACCGGAAUGACCUCCUCUACAUAUGUAUAAAAACAUAAUAUGGCUAAUUUCUGUUCCUGUGUAUAGGCAGACAUGGUCAAAGACAAAGAUUUUCCUUUGCCUUCUUGCUUAGAAAACAAUUGCUGAAAAUAUGGUCCAGUUCAUAGAUUUUCAAAUCCUUUGUACUGCUGAACAGUUCUGCAAAACAAACUUCUACCUCAAAGAAUUUGGACUAUACUCGAUAAAAAAAAACAUCCUUAAAAUCCUUGUUAAUUUACUAGUUUUCGUCUUUCUUUUUUAGUUCCCAUUCUACUUGUAUUUUUAUAUGUUAUAAGCUCUGUUUAUACACACACAAAAUGGUCAUUACAAAUUUAAUAACAAUCUGUCUAGAAUUUUAUAUAUUGCAGUUUAACAAUGGUUUUGUAUUCACAAUGACACACAACAUCUCCAAAGAAAAUAGGCUUUUACGCAAUUUUGUAAAUGUUUGUUAAUGUAUCAUUUGUCCUGGGAAUUUAGCAUUAUGAUUAUAGAUAUCUCCCAUUGAUGAUGUUGCGGCAGCAACAACUUGUGUUGUUUUUCUCUGCUUUGUGAUCACCUUUUGUACAAAGUGUUUUCCAGCAACUAGAGAUUAUUUCUAAAAUGCCCUCAAGUAGAGGCUAUGGUAGUGAAUAAAUACAAGCUAAUGAAAAAUUAUUUCUGCCACAA